This is a messenger RNA of Corvus hawaiiensis (hawaiian crow), 8386 nucleotides long. RefSeq names its product deleted in malignant brain tumors 1 protein-like. Gene Ontology annotation, cellular component: membrane. The record is from RefSeq and is a predicted model, not a curated record. Lineage: Eukaryota; Metazoa; Chordata; Aves; Passeriformes; Corvidae.
CCCCUCCCGCCAGCCCGGCCGGGUCUCCGUGCGGGCAGGAAGGAUAGGCAGCCACGGCAGGGCCUUGCGAAACCGCUGGGGGGGGGACACCUCAGGGCUCACCAGGGUUCAGCCCAGCCCACAAGCCAUCCCGGGGUGACAGUAGGACACUGGAAAGUUGCAGGUCCCUGGUCCCUCAGAGAGGCUGGUGGCUCCUGGAGGUGACUCCGCUGCUGCAGGAGUAACCCCGUAGGGAACACGCUGUUCUGCCGCUACCGUCAUUGCUCUGCAAUGCUGGAAAGGUGGCUCAGCCGCGUCCUCACCCUCAUACACAUCAGAGACCUUGAGGCACCUCCUGCUCCCCCCCUCCUGCACCGCUUAUAUUUCGCUGUUGUUUGGUCUCCGCUUACCUAGCUGGGUCCCCCAGGAAUCAAGUGGGCUCUGUACCCCCCCCCUCACUGUGGCUUCACCGCGGCGCGGGGGCAGCGCGGAGCCGCGGCGUUCUCGGUGGCAGCGCAGGUGUCAGGAGCCGCGUGCGGUCGAUGGCGACGCCGGGAGCCGCCGGGGGGUGACCGCCUCCUUCCUGCGCUGGCGGCGAGGCGAGCGCGGGGCCGCAGCUGCGGCAGCAGCGCCAUGUGCCAGCGCCGCCGCGAGGGACCGGGGAGCCGGCAGCUGCCACCCCCGCGGGGGCUGCGGGCACGGCGGGCGGGGAGCACCCCAAGGAUGGGGGCUUUGGGCUUUGCAGGUGCCGGGGCUGAGGGUGGUCGCAGUGCGGCUUUUGGUGGGAUUUGGGGUGCAGCGUGUCCCCAUCAGUCAGGAUGGCUGUGGGCAGGCUCCAGCAGCGGAGUUGGAGGCACGGGGGGGUAGAGGAAGGGCCCCCGCAGGCCAGGUGCUGUGGGGGGGCUGUCUCCCCCCGGGGACAUCCGGGUGGCAGCCCACUGUGGCGGGCUGUGUGACGCCAGAAGCGGAGGCGAGCCUCAUAUUUGGGCACGGAGCAGGUUAUUGGAGGCCGCGGCCCCGCAGCCGGGAGAUGAGGCCCUGAUAAAGGGUGCCCUGGUGCUGCUGCUGCCUCCGUUGGCUCGGGCGCUGCCGAGACAUCCCCUGGCUGCGCGGGGCUCGGCGCCGGGGCCAUGGGGCCGAUGGCGGCGCUGGGGCUGCUGGUGUGCGCGCAGCUGUGUGCGGGCUCCGGGGAGCUGCGUCUGGUGGGCGGCGGCGGGCGCUGUGCCGGGCGCGUGGAGGUGAAGCACGGCGGGGAGUGGGGCUCCGUCUGCGUCUUCGACUUCGACUGGGAAGCCCAUUGGGCCAUCGUGGUGUGCCGGCAGCUGGGCUGUGGCCGGGUGGCCAAGGCGUCCACGUACGCCCCGUUCGGGCAGGGCACCGGGCGCAUCUGGCUCCAGCCCGUGUGCCGCGGCACCGAGGAGGCGCUGGAGAAGUGUCCGCACUUCGGGUGGGGACAGCACUUCUGCGGCCACGAGUCGGAUGCGGGGGUGACCUGCAGAGAUGCCGUGGAGCUGAGGCUGGCGGGCGGCGGCAGUCCCUGCGCCGGGAGGGUGGAAGUGAAGCUUCGGGGACGCUGGGGCUCGGUGGCAGAUGACUUCUGGGACAUGGAGGACGCCGAGGUGGUGUGCCAGCAUCUGGGCUGUGGCUCGGCUGCCGGUGCCUACUCUGCCCUGGAGUGCUUUGGUGCAGGGGAUGGGCCCGUCAGUCUGGCCGAUGUGGACUGCAAAGGAAAUGAGUCCACUCUCUGGGACUGCGAGAUCCGUGGCUGGGGGCCCUAUGGCAGCCUCCAUAACUUCGACACUGCUGUUACUUGCCAAGGAUUUUCCCGGCUGGUCGGAGGUGAUGGAGCGUGUGCCGGGCGGCUGGAGGUACGUCAGGGCCGGGCCUGGGUGGGUGUCUGCGAGGAUCAGGUGGACAUGAAGGUGGCGCAGGUGGUUUGCCGGGAGCUGGGCUGUGGAGCGGCGCUCUCCAUCCCCGGCAGCGAGCGAUUUGGGGCAGGAUCGGGGCCGCUCUGGGACGGAGGCUUGCAGUGCAAUGGCACCGAGCCCCUCCUCAGCGCCUGUGCCCGGCAUCGGCCCCACAGCCAGGGCUGCAGCACCGGCCCUGCCAGCGUCAUCUGCUCCCGUAAGUGCCGGGGACACCGGGGGCUGUUGGGCUCCCUGCGCCAUCGCCCCCCUCAACGCCCUUUCUGCCACAGCCUACACGGGCUUCCGGCUGGGCAACAGCAGCUCGGGAUGCACCGGGCGGGUGGAGGUGGCAGUGAGGGGGACGUGGGGCUCCGUGUGCGCCAGCGAGUGGGAGCUGGCCGAUGCGCACGUCCUGUGCCGCCACCUGGGCUGCGGCCGCGCCUUCACCGUGCCCCCGGGAGGCUCCUUUGGCAGCGGGGACGGGCCACUGCGGCCGGACGCCUUCGGCUGCAGCGGGAGCGAGCGGCACCCGGGCGAGUGCCCCGUGGCCGUGCUGGGGAAGCCCCCCGUGCCCCCGGAAACGCCGCUGCCGUCCUGCUCAGGUGUGUACGGCACCUGCGGGAGGUGCAUGAAGGGCUUUUUGGCCCCCCCAAGAAUUGGGAGCAGAGGAUGCAGGGAUGUUUUGGAGUGAAGCAUGGUCUGAGCCAGGUGCCACAGCCCCAUGCUUCUGCUGGUGAUUUUGCAGGUGUUGGUGGCUACGUCGAGUCCCUGCGGCUGGUGGAGGGUCAGAACUUGUGCGAUGGGCGGCUGGAGGAGACCAUAACCAGCCCGGCAUGGCGCCGUGUGCCUGUGGAGCAGUGGAAGUCAUGGGAUGUCCACAUGGUUUGCGCAGUGCUGGGCUGUGGCGUUCCCAAGGACGUUAACACCUCCUUGGGUACGGCCACUGUCGUGAGCAGCAGCCCCAGCGAGAUGGACAUCAUGACUGAAGAGAUGGACAUUUUGGAUGUGGGUUCUGCGCUGACCAGCAGCCGCCAUGAGAAGAUGGAUGAUGUAGUGGAGAACAUGGACGAUGUCUCAGGGAUGGGCCCUGCACCAACCAGCAGCCCUGAGGGGAUGGUCAUCGUCUGCUCAGGCAGCCGGCGGGUGAGGCUGGUGGGGAGCUCUGGGCGCUGCGCCGGGCGUGUGGAGGUCUAUUCCGGUGGCACGUGGAGCGCCGUCUGCCAGGAAGGCUGGGAGCUGCGGGACGCCGCCGUUGUCUGCCGGGAGCUGGGCUGUGGCAUGGCGCUGGAGGCACCGAGGUCGGCGCGCUUCGGUGCCGGCCCGGGGCCUCUGUGGCCGUACAUCCCUGCCUGCUCCGGGAGUGAGGAGUCUCUCUGGGAAUGCGGGCGUUCGGAAGGGCGCGAGUGCGGGCGUGGCGGCGGGGCAGGGGCCGUCUGCUCAGAGCAGCUCUCCGUGCGGCUGGCGGGCGGCCGCGGGCGCUGCCGCGGGUUCCUGGAGGUGUCCCACAACGGCACCUGGGGCCGCGUGUGCGCCAACGGCACCAGCCCCGGCACCGCCAACACCGUCUGCCAACAGCUGGGCUGUGGGCCCCGGGGCUGGCUGUCGGCCGUCCCCGCCCAGCAGCCGGCCCCCGCCUGGCUGGCCUGGGUGGGCUGUGAGGACGGGGCCCGCUCGCUCUGGGGGUGCCCCUCGGCACCCUGGAAUCUGCAGAGCUGCGGCCCAGGCGGGGACGCCCACGUGACUUGUGAUGGGGACAGUGAUGGCAUCGCUGAGACGGACACUACCCCGCAUCCCGACGGUGCCACGAGCACAGGUGUCCGUGGCAGCAGAGCCGCAGCGGUGACCGCGGGGACUGUGCCUGUGCCAACUGUCUUGUGCGUGGUGCUGGGGACGCUGCUGUGCGUGGCCCUGGGCGCCCUGGCCGUGCUGCUGUGCCGUGCCCGCGCCUGGCGCCGAGGCCCUGGCAGAGCUGCAGAUGCCGUCUCCAACCCUGUCUACGAGGAGCUGGACUACACCGCGAUGCCGGAGUACCAGGAGGUGCCCAGUCGCCCGGGUUCCCUGUCAGAGGGGUCGGUGAAGAAGCUGCCCUAUUACACCGGCGACAGCGUGGAGGGGAGUGACACCGAGGCAAGCCCAGAGCCCCCUGCCUGCCCCGAGCACGGAACCCCGGAUGGCUACGACGAUGCCCUGGGUGUGCCACAGGAGCCCCCUGCUCCCAGCACUGGGGACAUCUCCGAGGGCGUGGCACAGAGGAGGUGGAUCUGUGUCCUCCCCACAGGUGGGAUCUACUCCCCUCCGAGUGCCCCAGGAGCCACCAGGACCCCCUCGGAACAGCCGCCGGUGCACACAGACUAUGAUGAUGCUCCGCAGCGGGCAGGCGGGAUGCCGCAGCUGCUGGCAGAGCUGCAGGAUGCCGUGGGCUCCCAGCUCGUUGUCCCUCAGGUCCAGGCAGGUGAGACGGGGCCCCUGCAGCAGCCACGCGGCCAGGGCUGGGCACAGCAGGCGCCCGACAGCCGGCAGCUGCCCAGCCUGUGGGGCCGAGGGAAACAGGGAAGGAGCGCUUUGGCCUCGGCUCGCAGCCACCCAGCCGCACACCGCCCUCCGCUUCGGGUGCCCGCACCCACCGGCCCCGCUUUGGGCUCCGUGCCGUGCGUGCGUCUCUCAGCGGAGCAGGUCCGGGCCAGUGCCCGGUGCCGCAGUGCCCGGCAGCGCGGAGGGACGGGGCAGGGCAGCUCCUCCGUGCCGCCGCCGCGCAGCGAGGGACCGCGGGACGUUCUGCUGAGGAAGGGCCCCCGCAGGCCAGGUGCUGUGGGGGGGCUGUCUCCCCCCGGGGACAUCCGGGUGGCAGCCCACUGUGGCGGGCUGUGUGACGCCAGAAGCGGAGGCGAGCCUCAUAUUUGGGCACGGAGCAGGUUAUUGGAGGCCGCGGCCCCGCAGCCGGGAGAUGAGGCCCUGAUAAAGGGUGCCCUGGUGCUGCUGCUGCCUCCGUUGGCUCGGGCGCUGCCGAGACAUCCCCUGGCUGCGCGGGGCUCGGCGCCGGGGCCAUGGGGCCGAUGGCGGCGCUGGGGCUGCUGGUGUGCGCGCAGCUGUGUGCGGGUGAGCGCCGGGCGGCGGGAGCGGGGCCCGCGGCGGUGGCGGGCCCGGCUCAGCAGCCUCCGUGCCGCAGGCUCCGGGGAGCUGCGUCUGGUGGGCGGCGGCGGGCGCUGUGCCGGGCGCGUGGAGGUGAAGCACGGCGGGGAGUGGGGCUCCGUCUGCGUCUACGACUUCGACUGGGAAGCCCAUUGGGCCAUCGUGGUGUGCCGGCAGCUGGGCUGUGGCCGGGUGGCCAAGGCGUCCACGUACGCCCCGUUCGGGCAGGGCACCGGGCGCAUCUGGCUCCAGCCCUUCUUCUGCCGCGGCACCGAGGAGGCGCUGGAGGACUGUCCGCACUUCGGGUGGGGCCAGCACUUCUGCGGCCACGAGUCGGAUGUGGGGGUGACCUGCAGAGAUGCCGUGGAGCUGAGGCUGGCGGGCGGCGGCAGUCCCUGCGCCGGGAGGGUGGAAGUGAAGCUUCGGGGACGCUGGGGCUCGGUGGCAGAUGACUUCUGGGACAUGGAGGACGCCGAGGUGGUGUGCCAGCAUCUGGGCUGUGGCUCGGCUGCCGGUGCCUACUCUGCCCUGGAGCGCUUUGGUGCAGGGGAUGGGCCCGUCAGUCUGGCCGAUGUGGACUGCAAAGGAAAUGAGUCCACUCUCUGGGACUGCGGGAUCCGUGGCUGGGGUCCCUAUUAUUUCGACCAUGAUUGGGACACUGCUGUUACUUGCCAAGGAUUUUCCCGGCUGGUCGGAGGUGAUGGAGCGUGUGCCGGGCGGCUGGAGGUACGUCAGGGCCGGGCCUGGGUGGGUGUCUGCGAGGAUCAGGUGGACAUGAAGGUGGCGCAGGUGGUUUGCCGGGAGCUGGGCUGUGGAGCGGCGCUCUCCAUCCCCGGCAGCGAGCGAUUUGGGGCAGGAUCGGGGCCGCUCUGGGACGGGGGCUUGCAGUGCAAUGGCACCGAGCCUGUCCUCAGCGCCUGUGCCCGGCAUCGGCCCCACAGCCAGGGCUGCAGCACCGGCCCUGCCAGCGUCAUCUGCUCCCGUAAGUGCCGGGGACACCGGGGGCUGUUGGGCUCCCUGCGCCAUCGCCCCCCUCAACGCCCUUUCUGCCACAGCCUACACGGGCUUCCGGCUGGGCAACAGCAGCUCGGGAUGCACCGGGCGGGUGGAGGUGGCAGUGAGGGGGACGUGGGGCUCCGUGUGCGCCAGCGAGUGGGAGCUGGCCGAUGCGCACGUCCUGUGCCGCCACCUGGGCUGCGGCCGCGCCUUCACCGUGCCCCCGGGAGGCUCCUUUGGCAGCGGGGACGGGCCACUGCGGCCGGACGCCUUCGGCUGCAGCGGGAGCGAGCGGCACCCGGGCGAGUGCCCCGUGGCCGUGCUGGGGAAGCCCCCCUGUGCCGCCGGAAACACCGCUGCCGUCAACUGCUCAGGUGUGUACGGCACCUGCGGGAGGUGCAUGAAGGGCUUUUUGGCCCCCCCAAGAAUUGGGAGCAGAGGAUGCAGGGAUGUUUUGGAGUGAAGCAUGGUCUGAGCCAGGUGCCACAGCCCCAUGCUUCUGCUGGUGAUUUUGCAGGUGUUGGGGGCUUCGUCGAGUCCCUGCGGCUGGUGGAGGGUCAGAACUUGUGCGAUGGGCGGCUGGAGGAGACCAUAACCAGCCCGGCAUGGCGCCGUGUGCCUGUGGAGCAGUGGAAGUCAUGGGAUGUCCACAUGGUUUGCGCAGUGCUGGGCUGUGGCGUUCCCAAGGACGUUAACACCUCCUUGGGUACGGCCACUGUCGUGAGCAGCAGCCCCAGCGAGAUGGACAUCAUGACUGAAGAGAUGGACAUUUUGGACGUGGGUUCUGCGCUGACCAGCAGCCGCCAUGAGAAGAUGGAUGAUGUAGUGGAGAACAUGGACGAUGUCUCAGGGAUGGGCCCUGCACCAACCAGCAGCCCUGAGGGGAUGGUCAUCGUCUGCUCAGGCAGCCGGCGGGUGAGGCUGGUGGGGAGUUCUGGGCGCUGCGCCGGGCGCGUGGAGGUCUAUUCCGGUGGCACGUGGAGCGCCGUCUGCCAGGAAGGCUGGGAGCUGCGGGACGCCGCCGUUGUCUGCCGGGAGCUGGGCUGUGGCACGGCGCUGGAGGCACCGAGCUCGGCGCGCUUCGGUGCCGGCCCGGGGCCGCUGUGGCCGUACAUCCCUGCCUGCUCCGGGAGCGAGGAGUCUCUCUGGGAAUGCGGGCGUUCGGAAGGGCGCGAGUGCGGGCGUGGCGGCGGGGCAGGGGCCGUCUGCUCAGAGCAGCUCUCCGUGCGGCUGGCGGGCGGCCGCGGGCGCUGCCGCGGGUUCCUGGAGGUGUCCCACAACGGCACCUGGGGCCGCGUGUGCGCCGACGGCACCAGCCCCGGCACCGCCAACACCGUCUGCCAACAGCUGGGCUGUGGGCCCCGGGGCUGGCUGUCGGCCGUCCCCGCCCAGCAGCCGGCCCCCGCCUGGCUGGCCUGGGUGGGCUGUGAGGACGGGGCCCGCUCGCUCUGGGGGUGCCCCUCGGCACCCUGGAAUCUGCAGAGCUGCGGCCCAGGCGGGGACGCCCACGUGGCUUGUGAUGGGGACAGUGAUGGCAUCGCUGAGACGGACACUACCCCGCAUCCCGACGGUGCCACGAGCACAGGUGUCCGUGGCAGCACAGCCGCAGCGGUGACCGCGGGGACUGUGCCUGUGCCAACUGUCCUGUGCGUGGUGCUGGGGACGCUGCUGUGCGUGGCCCUGGGCGCCCUGGCCGUGCUGCUGUGCCGUGCCCGCGCCUGGCGCCGAGGCCCUGGCAGAGCUGCAGAUGCCGUCUCCAACGCUGUCUACGAGGAGCUGGACUACACCGCGAUGCCGGAGUACCAGGAGGUGCCCAGUCGCCCGGGUUCCCUGUCAGAGGGGUCGGUGAAGAAGCUGCCCUAUUACACCGGCGACAGCGUGGAGGGGAGUGACACCGAGGCAAGCCCAGAGCCCCCUGCCCGGCCUGAGCACGGAACCCCGGAUGGCUACGACGAUGCCCUGGGUGUGCCACAGGAGCCCCCUGCUCCCAGCACUGGGGACAUCUCCGAGGGCGUGGCACAGAGGAGGUGGAUCUGUGUCCUCCCCACAGGUGGGAUCUACUCCCCUCCGAGUGCCCCAGGAGCCACCAGGACCCCCUCGGAACAGCCGCCGGUGCACACAGACUAUGAUGAUGUCGGCAGCAGCGCCCUGGGGCCGUCGCCAUGAGGAUGCCGCAGCCCUGGGGACACGUGUGUGGCGCUGUGCUGGGGCCCUGUCCCCAGGAAGGGGUGGCCCUGCCCACAGAGGUCACCCCUCCCUGUGCAGCAGUGCAGGAAAACAGCUCCUGUGUAGGGAUUUUCUUGGCUUUCUGUCUGAAUUUCCCUUUUUCUCUUAUUAAAGACUCUCGUGGUUUGACACUGGCCCGACGCCAGGCA